GUACUUUUACACAAGUAGUUUAUUCCAUAUAAAAAUAUAGCACCAAAACAACUCGGGAUUUAUAAUUUUAUAUACUCCGAGUCAAUUUCUAAGCUUCAAUAACACGAAAAUAAUUGGUUUUUUAAUCUCAUAAGUUUCCGAGUUAGCUAAUUAACCCAACCUCAAUAUUAAUUACCCAAAAAAAAUCCAGCAACAAUUAAGUUGCAAACGCAGCAAGGUUUUCAUGGAUUCAAAUCACUCAAUCGAUAAGCCCAAAAACAUCCUUCAUAGCCCAGAACUUCUUCAGUAUAUAUUGGAAACCAGUGCAUACCCAAAUGAGCAUGAACAACUCAAGGAAAUUCGACAUGCUACUGUUGAAAAAUAUCCUCAUUUGUACACAAUGAACGUUCCUGCUGAUGAAGCACAACUUCUAUCAAUCAUGUUAAAACUUAUGAAUGCCAAAAGGACAUUGGAGAUCGGUGUUUUUACUGGCUACUCGCUUCUUUCCACUGCCCUUGCUCUCCCUGAUGAUGGCAAGGUUAUAGCCAUUGACGUAAACAGAGAAGCCUAUGAGGUUGGAUUACCCUUUAUUAAGAAGGCAGGAGUUGAGCAUAAGAUUGAUUUUGUUGAAGGAACUGCUGUGCAAAUCUUGAAUGAUCUCCUAAACAAUGGUAAAGAAGGGACAUUUGAUUUCGCAUUUGUGGAUGCUGAUAAGAAAAACUACAAGAACUACCAUGAAGUGUUGUUGAAACUUGUCAAAGUUGGAGGAGCCAUUGCCUAUGACAACACCCUUUGGUUUGGUUCCGUUGCAUAUUCUGAGGAUGUUGAGUUUUUCGAAGAUGGUGAUCAGGAAAACAAGUCUUUUAGACAAAGUGUUCGCAGGGAUACGAAGGAAUUGAAUAGCUUUCUUGCAAGUGACCCUCGAGUUGAAUUUGCCCUCAUAUCAAUUGGAGACGGCGUUACUCUCUGCAGGAGAAAGAAUUAGCUAGGAGUGAUUUGGUAGGUGAAGGGGGCCAAUAUAUGACCUGAUCCACUAGGUCUGAUGCUUAAGUACGAGUUAAACAACACCCUCUGAUGCCUAUAUGCGUGUCUGUAAGAGCAGAUAUCAGCUGUAAUAAACUUAGUAUACGCGAGUAACUAAUCUAUGGCAUGAGGCUGUACUAGCCUUAUAACUAUGCCACCUAACCUGUGAGGCCUCCGAAUGUUUCGAAUAUAGGGACUAAUUAAGGCCAACAUGGAUGGGUUGAUCAUGAGGAGCGGCAAUUGCUGCUCUAACUCUCUAAGUACACAAAUAUAGCAUCUUGUAUCUAGUUAUCCCAGUAAAGUUUGACCAUGUUCAUGAAGAAGAAAGGGUAAAUAAUAAGGACCGAGUAGUCUAAGUAAUAA
Chenopodium quinoa (quinoa) is the source of this 1365-nucleotide messenger RNA. RefSeq names its product flavonoid 3',5'-methyltransferase-like. The transcript has 6 exons. NCBI's taxonomy places the organism in Eukaryota, Viridiplantae, Streptophyta, Magnoliopsida, Caryophyllales, Amaranthaceae. The record is from RefSeq and is a predicted model, not a curated record. Gene Ontology annotation, molecular function: O-methyltransferase activity; S-adenosylmethionine-dependent methyltransferase activity. The coding region runs from base 224 to 964 and encodes 246 amino acids.